Messenger RNA from Dermacentor silvarum, 2483 nucleotides. RefSeq lists its product as uncharacterized. Lineage: Eukaryota; Metazoa; Arthropoda; Arachnida; Ixodida; Ixodidae. The record is from RefSeq and is a predicted model, not a curated record. Bases 103 to 768 code for a protein of 221 amino acids. The transcript has 4 exons.
UAGCGCUUGCAACAACCUUUUCCCGCGAUUUACGGUUUCUUUCUCCGAGUAUAGUGUGUCCCUUUGAAAGCAUCGCCGCGACAUCUCCGCGUCAGCGCAGGCAUGCCCAGUGUAGCGUGCACGGCUUUGAAGGCCACCAUGCCUCGCGCCAGCUACUCGACGAGCGCCAGCGGAGCCUGCUCGCCCAUCGACUACGCGUCCAGCCCGGUCGGAGUGUGUACACCCGGACGAAAGCCGCAGGUCGUCAAGAGCACGCUCAGCUACCUGGACCUGGCGGUGCCCAGGAGUGCAGGCGAGGCCUCUCCCUCAAUGGGCGGUUCCGAGCUUCCAGGCAGCACGAGCAGCAGCAUCACCAGGUUGGCCAGGACGUGGGCACACGACCUCUCGGCCGACGCCAGGAGGAACCGGAAGUUGGCGGGGGUAGGCGCAUCCGCUUCCGGUUCGUCCGCGGCGUACUGCGCGCCGGCCAAGGUGGCCAUAGUGAUCCAACUCGAGCUGCUGACCGACCGGCCGCUCCGGCUGAGUUCACUGACAAGCGCCGAGCACCAGGGUCCCGCCCUUCUGGAGCCUGCGGCGUUCGAGCGCGCCGCCGCCCGCAAGCAGAACCGGGCGGCGCCGCAGCGGCAAAGCCAGCUCCGGUUUACCGGCACCACCCGGACCGUUACAAGCGAGGCAGUCGGGUACCGGCACAGAUCGUCUGCUUCUAGUGGCAGUUCGUCGUCUGUCGGCAGCAGCGGUUCCACUGAUCCAAAGGAGCCUCCCAAGUGAGGACAAUAUUCGUGAUGCUGCCAAACCAUCAGCCGCAGCCGAUACAUGAUGGUGCGCCCUUUUCCAAGCGAGCUGCGUAUGUCAAGGGGUUGCAUGUCUUCACCACCCGAGUGUCCUGUGCCGGGUAACGAACAGCCCAUCCGACACCCGUGAACCGCUCGCAUUCACACCCAUCUGGACUGCAAAAGCUACCCGGCACAUGCCAUCUCAGUGCAGCAGCCAAAUUAAACUGCCUGCACCAAGCACCUGCUGCACAUUCUCGCGUUGUCGGACGGAGAAAAGACUACGAAUAGAUUCAUCCACAAAUGUGCAUUCCUCUUGAUGUUUUUGCAUCCUACAGCCUAGAACUUGUAUCUAAACAUGCGGCCUGUGGGUCACAUUGCCAUUCCUGCCUUGUUUUGAAACCUUGGGCCACUCAUUACCAGAUUAUUACCGUUGUGCUAAUGCGUUUGUGCAAGAUGUGCGUGGUGUAAAAAAAAACCUUUCGAACGUUGUCAUUAGUAGCAUGUCGUAAGUAAUGGAUGUUAUCGUAUGCAUGCCAUGAACACUGCAAUACAUUCUCAAACCAGAGCAAGUGCUACCAACUACUCCGGAAUGUACAAGGCACAAAAAGUAGCAUGGAUUGAUCAGCUGUUAUUUGACAGCUGCUGAUGCUGCUUGCUUCUUUUGUCACUGAUGUGUCACUUCCCUUUAUGGGGCACAAGUUUGUCCAUAAAAGUUUUUUUUUUUUUUCGAUUCCCUCUUACUGCAAGAGUCCUUGCUUGUGCACCAUCUGUAAUUACCGCAUGGCAAUGUGCAGGCUUUGAUUAACUCAUGUUGCAGCUCAGACAGUCCUCACAAAUAUUUUACGCUAUGCCAAACUUGUCAAGCCUCAAUAACCCUACCUACCGCAGCCCUCAAAUGCAUGUAGCCUCUGUAUAACUACCUACGUACACUGUAAGCAGCCUGACAACUGACAAUAAUUGUGCAUUUCGAGACACCACCCCCUCCCGACUAGAUGAUCAUGAGCUAUGCUAGCUAUACAUGCAUGCGAGGCAUGCUGCAGAACAUUUGCCAGCAAAUUUCUUAAUCUCUGAGCUCCACCUAGUGCUCUGCCAUCCUUAACUACGAUUCCCUUCCCUUGCAAAGCAAUGCAUGACAAAGAACUCCACUAGAUAUCAGCUCUAAGUAUUACAAGGUCCACCCGGCUUGUACUACCGGGAAGCCAAUCGAAGACAUUGGAUUCCCGUAGUUCCUAAUACACGCUGCCAUUUUCACAUUUCUUGUUAUGCUAAUAGGAUGGCUCAAUGGAAUGAAAGAUUAUAGGUGCAACAUUAGUACGGACUAAACAGCUGAUAUUCUAGUUGUGUGAGAAAGUGGAAAGAAGUGGAGUUGGGCAGUUCACAUAAUGUGCAAUAUGCAUAUUAGUAGGCUACUGGUGCACAAAUUUAUAUAUAGUGCCACCCAAAUAUGCUUAUUUCAUCACGAUGGCACAAUAUUGUAAAUGCAAUCAACCUCCCUUUACUGGAUCUUGACGGGAUUGAUGAAAUUGAUCGAUUAAAGAAGCACAAACACACCCUACCACCAUUAAUUCAUUAAGCAGCGCUGUAUUUACUUGACCAGCUGGAAAAUGUCCAUCAAAAAUGACACGUGCAUGGGAAUCGAGUACGAAACCAAAAUUGCCAUAAAUGGUGUCCAAAUCCCACGCCUUAAUCUUAAAGGGAGUGCCGUGCCGU